Molecule: messenger RNA, 2124 nt
Organism: Eimeria maxima
Lineage: Eukaryota; Apicomplexa; Conoidasida; Eucoccidiorida; Eimeriidae
Exons: 1
Coding region: 1-2124 (707 amino acids)
Source: RefSeq, a predicted model, not a curated record
AUGAGCAGUUCAUUUUCAAUAGAGAUAUCGCGUGAGGAUGCCCCCCGAAGGGGGGCAUCUCGCAAUAGCAGGCGCAGCAACGUGAGGAGCAGCAGGACGCGCUUACGCAGCAGCAGCAACAGCAGCAGAGGGCAUGAGUUUGAUGUUUCUCCUUCAGAGCCUUCUUAUUCGGGUCCCUUUCCCGUCUCUCAAAGUGGCGAUUCAAAACCUUCCUUUUGGGGGGUCAGAGCUGCAAGUUCAGGCUCAUCCCGUGACGGCGCAGCAGCUAGCGGGUUUUGGGGGGCACCCAUCUCAGCCCAGGAAAGCGCAGAUGAAUCUAAGAGCUCUGCAGUGCCUCCAUUUCAGACGCGGCGGAUGCAGCAGCAGCAGCAGCGGCUACUGCUGCAGUCCGACGAAGGAGCCUUUGGAGACGCUUUCGAGCCGGACAGCCGCAUGGCGGCGGCCUCGGGUGUCUUCGAAGCUACGCCGCAGAAUGCAUCAUAUCCGCAUCAGCAACCACAGCAGGAGCAACAGGAAGAAGAAGAGCAGGAACAUGAUGCCGGCGGUUGGGACCCAAUGCCGUUGCCUGCAGGACCGGGAGAGGGCUCCAUGGGGCGGUUGGCUGGAGGCAGCGGCGCCACAGGCAGCUGCCGUAUGCGCACCGUUGCAUGCAACAGCAGCAACGUGUUGGGGUUACGUGCCUUUGGAGGCACCGAGGCAUUUUCAGGGGGUCAGUUUGCUGCUGCUCAGGAGCAGAGUAGUAGCAGUUGGCGGCCCCGAGACGGCUGCAAGGCUCCCUUACAGGAGGGGAAGGAGACGUUUGCAGUAGUACGGACCGUCUCUGUGGGGGAGGAGGUGGUUCUGGAUGAGUCUAAACACAACAAACUGUGGUUGGCUAGGGGAUCGGUUUUGUGGCGCUUUUUCCUGUGUGCACUUGCGCUGCGCAUUGGGUGUUCCUUGGGUCUGCUGGUGGUGGUGCUGACAACUUUAGGCCGCAUGGGGCGUGCUGUCUCCUGCAUAGACAUGGGUGCAUGCGUGGGGGGAGGAGGACUGCUUGCUUUCCCUGUGUUACUGCGAGCUGCGCCGGGCUUUGCAGCAGGGCUGGUGGCAUACGAGUCGAUAACUGGGCUGCUAGUGGCGGGGCUGGUGCUGGUUCUGCUGCCGAUGGCAGGCAAUUGCUACUACACUUGUCAGGCGCUGCUCAAAGGCACACGCAAGGCUUUCCUUGAAGAAGUGCGGGUGACGACCUGUUGCACCGCAUGGGUAGGGGCCUGUGUUGGUGUCUUCAUUCCUGUGCUGUUCUUUACGCAGCAGUUUUGCGACAGAGAACGCCUCGACAUCAAUGCGGUGCACAGAGCAGACAACACCGCUGUAGGCGCCGCGUCAGCCAACAUGUGCAAGCAAGUCGGCCUCUCCCGCGCGUGCGUUGCGAUGGCGGCGCUUUGUGCAUGCAGCACCGCGCUGCUGGUUUUCCAGCGAUACACGCGACUGUGGGCGGCGCUGCUGGGUGUGGGGGCUGUCAAGUUCAUGCUGGCCGGCUUUCUGCUCUGUCUCACGGUUAUGUUUGGGGGGCAGAGUAGCCAGAUGAUGCUGGAGACGAUGGACACAGCGCUGCAUGGGUCAGACGGCCUGCAGCAGCCGAUGGUGGUGCAGUUGGGCCUCUUCUUCGCCGCCCUCAAGUGGGGGGGCUACAUCUUAGGUGCGAGCAACUUAGCUACUGGGGCUUUUACAGUCUGGUUGUCAUAUUUGCGUUCUCAGCUGCUGUCCUUUAUGAACAUGCUAGUGAACUUUAUCUUCUUCUUCACCAACGCCGUCUCCUUCUUCGCAAUGACCUUCGAACACGCAACGUUGCAGAUGGUCUGCAACUACUCAGCAUUCCCGAUGCCGCAGACGGAUAGAGCAGCAUCAGAGGCUGCUCUCUUCUGCGUCUUCCGCCCCCAGUUCAGCUUCGUCUGGGCGCUCGUCGCCCUGCUCUCCUGUGCGCACUUCAUCGAAUUUUUCCUCUGUGCGGCACUCUUCCAUAGGGAGAUUAAAAGCAGCCAGCACUUCGACCGCCGCAGCUACUACAACAACGCUAUUCGGUCUGCUUUAAGCAUUGACUCCUUGCCGCCCAAAUGGGGGAUGGUGGCGACGGCAAGAGAAUAA